UGCAUAAUCAGCCAGUCAUCAUUUUGUCGGAGUUAUCGGGUUUCGCAAUCUGACUUUUUACACCACGCUGUCCGUGUCGCGAUCGGAACCAUCUUAGAUCACAUCUAUAGAUCCUUAGGUCUAUUCCGGACUGCGGGCUCUGGCUACUGACAAAUCAUGGUUCUUCGAAAGCACGAGCUAGAGGCCAAGCUAAAAGAUGAUCUUGAAUUAGUUAGGAGUGGUAUACUUCGCGACGAGAAUCCACUCGACACUAGCAAGGAGUUUAACGAACUUCUAGAAGCAUGUCGACGAGGUGAUCUAAAGCGAACGCAGGAGUUGGUUUCUGCUGGCGUCAAUAUCAACGGGAAAGAUAGAUUCGAUUACACCCCACUCAUCGUUGCAAGUCUCUGCGGUCAUUAUGAGUUAGUUGAGCUGUUACUUGAGUCUGGCGCUUUAGCUGAGCGUGACACGUUUCAAGGGGAAAGGUGUAUAUAUAAUGCUCUGAACGACAAGAUUAGGAACUUACUUCUCAAAUACGACUACUCGAAAUCUACAGACCCCUUGCAGCCUUGGGCAGCCCAUAUCAGCUCGUUACUAUCUAGAGAUACACCAAGGACUUUUGAUAUUACGCUAAUAACACCAUCAAAAUCGUUCGAGCUUCACAAAUUCCUCCUCUCCGCUAGGACGCCUUACUUCCAAAGGAAGCUUACGGACGCCCCUGAGACCGAAACAUGGAAACUGCCUCAUUCUAUACCGAUUGAGUCAUUCCAGGUAGUCCUGCGGUAUCUAUACCUCGGCGACAUACCAAGAGAUCUAGUCGAUGCUCGAAGUAAUAGCACCGAGGAAGAGGUCUUGACCGGAGUUGACAAGAUCAGUAAACAUUUGGAGGUUGAUAAGUUAUGGGAAGCUAUUCUCUCGGGGAGCGAUCGGCGAUUAGCCCGUCAGAGGCAUCAAGACGAGGUUAAUCGAGCUCAGGGGCAAAUCGAGGACUUUUUCCAAAGCAAUGUGCUGGGGCAUAAGAUGGUCGUCGACUCCAGGAAGGUCCAUGAUGUCAAGUGGCCGCACGAUAACUCUAUAUUUGCGGACUGCCUCUUACGAGCUGACGAGGGCGGAUACGGAGAAGGAGAAAAGGAAGAAGACGCUGAAAACAACGAAGAAAUUAACGAAAUACCUAUUGGGCCUGGCGCUAGAGCGCCAAGACGAGAUACUAAGAGGGUUAAAAAAUCCGUUUUAUAUCCUGCCCAUAAAGCGAUGCUGAUUCGCUCGCCGUACUUCGAAACAAUGUUUUCCGGAUCAUUUCGCGAGGCUCAAGCAUCGGAACAUCUACAUAUCAUUAAGGUUGAUUGUUUGCCCGAGGUUCUUGAGAUCAUUCUAACAUUCCUCUAUACCGAGAAAGUCGAAUGUCCUCUGGAACUCGGCCUAGAUCUACUCUACGCAUCUGAUAUGCUGUUUCUAGACAAGGUGAAGAAUAAAGCCGCAGUCGCCAUUAGUACAUUAGGGAGCGGAAACAACAAUGUAUUAGUCGAUCGGACGCAUAUUCAUGAAGGCGGUGAUCAUUUGGAAGUUGAGGUUGAGCCUAUUAACGUAUAUGACGUUAUACACGCGGCCUGGGAUCUUCGGGUUCAGCGUCUAGAGGAAUUUUCCGCUCGUUAUCUUGCGUAUCGUCUGGAAGAUUACAUCGAUGAAGAGGAGUUUAUGGAACUGAUUCAAGAAAGUGCCGCAAGGCUUAAGACGAGAGAGGAGACGGAUACAAUCGAGUUACUAGAUGAUAUUCGGUAUUACUUAUCUGAACGUUUUAGAUUACGGUUCGAAGAUGCAGGGUUGGACGAGAUGUUGGAUGAAAAUGGCGAAGUUGACCCGAUAGCAGCAGAAUUGUUAGGUUCCCAGGGGAAGGACACAGCUUCUGAGGAAGAGUCCAAUAACGGACCCCUUGGAAAUGUGAAUGGCAACGCCUUUUCUGCAAACGCGGACGUACCGGAGGCACUGGUUGGUUCAGGUGGUGUGGUUCGAACUCUUGAUGGGGAGCUUGUCGAGGAUGAAUUCGCCUCUGACGCUAUAAACUACCAACUCCUAUUGCAAAAGAUCGAUACAAUGCUAGAAAAGCUAAAGCUAGAUGCGUAGAAAGGCAUUGCAUAUUUUUAUAGAUCGGUCAGGAUAUGCUAUCUGAUCUUCAAUUGAAUAACCAUCAAGUUGCCCGAGCUGAACAUACCAU
Molecule: messenger RNA, 2191 nt
Organism: Annulohypoxylon maeteangense
Lineage: Eukaryota; Fungi; Ascomycota; Sordariomycetes; Xylariales; Hypoxylaceae
Exons: 3
Coding region: 157-2100 (647 amino acids)
Cellular component (GO): ubiquitin ligase complex; cytoplasm
Molecular function (GO): protein binding
Source: RefSeq, a predicted model, not a curated record